Molecule: messenger RNA, 943 nt
Organism: Gordionus sp. m RMFG-2023
Lineage: Eukaryota; Metazoa; Nematomorpha; Gordioida; Chordodea; Parachordodidae
Product: proteasome subunit beta type-7-like
Exons: 8
Coding region: 26-841 (271 amino acids)
Cellular component (GO): proteasome core complex
Molecular function (GO): threonine-type endopeptidase activity
Source: RefSeq, a predicted model, not a curated record
UGUAAGCUCGGUUUUUAUAUUCACGAUGCUAGCUUUGAACGAGUCCAUUCCAGGAUUUAAUUUUGACAAUUGCAAAAGAAACAUACAUUUACUAAAUAAUAAUGCCAUAAAGUCAAAAUUUAUUAAAACGGGUACAACAAUUGCUGGAGCAAUAUUUAAGGAUGGUGUUAUACUAGCAUCUGAUACAAGAGCUACAGAAGGUGAUAUAAUAGCGGAAAAGGAAUGCCAAAAAUUACAUUACUUGGCUCCAAAUAUAUAUGCUGCUGGUUGUGGGGUUGCUGCCGAUUUACACCAUUUAACCUUGAUGAUAUCUGCAAGAUUGGAAUUAUUAAGAAUGAACAUGGAUGAUAGACAAAUUAGGGUUGUAACUGUUAAUCGUAUUUUUAAACAGCUUCUUUUUAGACAUGGAGGACAUUUAGGAGUGGGUUUUAUAAUUGGUGGAGUAGACUUAACUGGUUCUCAUUUAUAUAGUGUUGCACCCCAUGGAUCAACUGAUAAAUUACCUUUUAUGGCAUCUGGAUCUGGAACAUUUGCUGCUCUUUCAGUUUUGGAGGACCGAUGGAGGCCUGAUAUGAAUCUUGAAGACGGGAAAAAGUUGUUAUGCGAUGCCAUAACAUCCGGUAUUUUAAAUGAUCUCUUUUCAGGAACUCAAGUUGAUCUAUGCAUCAUAACUAAGGAUAAAUCGGAACUUCUUAGACCAUACAAAGUUAUAUCAGAAAAGGGAAAGAGAGAAGGGAAUUACACGUUUAAGAAGGGAACCACCGCUAUUUUGAACCAAGUUGUUCAUAAAUUUAAAUUGGACAUUGUAGAUGAAGACGAAAUUAGAAUGGACACCCAUUAAUUAUCGAAAUUAAUUGGAAAUGGAAAUCUGCUUGUUUUAUUUUAAUCGAAUUAUCUUUAAUUUUUAUUUGAUAUUUUUCUAAAAUAAAAAUUAUAACCCUCA